GGGGCUGCUGUUAACUUGUCCCUCAGUGAACGAUGGCGUCGUCUUCCAACAACACUGCUGGCGCGAACAAUCAGAAUGUGAACUACAAUUCUACAGUGGAAGCCGCUGCACAGAAUCUUAUUACUGUGCUCACUCAGAAUCUUUCUCAGGGACAGCACCAGGCAGCACAGGGAGUAAGGCAGGAACAGGGACCUCCCUCUGUAGAUCAAGAGAUGGCAAGAUCUUUCCCUGGUUUCUUUGGAAAAAAAAGUUUUCUUGGAAAACGAAAGAUGCAUAAUCCAAGGAUCCCUGUGACACCACCUUUUAAAGCAUGGAAGCCUUUCAGUUUCUAUGUGUACUUGCUGAACUGUAAUGCAGUAACAACACCUACCUCCUCUGAGGAAUUUCAGCUUGCACAGGCAGGACUGGGUAAAAGACAUCUCACAAUGUCCAGGGACAUGAACCAUGAAGAGUUAUUUGGACUUCUUCAAAGUGAAUAUCCUAAAAUGCAGGGUCUGACUGGAGGAUGGUUGCUCUACAAGGCUACAGGUGGUCAGGGUAAAAGGAAACUGACACUGGUCCCUCCUGAUUCUGAAGGUUACACAGGGACCCUAAUACGCAGUAUGACAGGAAAUGGGAAAAACUUGCUGUAUAUAGUACCUUUACAGCAAGAAUUUGACCUUACUCCAUUACCUCCUGAUGCAGUUGAAUUUAAAAAUAUGCCCAAAGCACAAUGCCAAACAUGCAAAGUAAGUCUGCCAUUGCAUAUUUUGGCUCUUCAUGUGCAGGAGUGCACAGAGUCUGGGUCUUCAGCUGAAGACACAGAGGCAUGUCAAACCGAGGUCCAAAUAGUGUCCGUGCAGCCUUCUGAAGAGCACACCGACACAGAGGAAUUGGAUGAAGAAGUAAUAUCUUAA
Molecule: messenger RNA, 896 nt
Organism: Oreochromis aureus
Lineage: Eukaryota; Metazoa; Chordata; Actinopteri; Cichliformes; Cichlidae
Exons: 6
Coding region: 33-896 (287 amino acids)
Source: RefSeq, a predicted model, not a curated record